This is a messenger RNA of Drosophila subpulchrella, 778 nucleotides long. Its product is annotated as mitochondrial import inner membrane translocase subunit TIM14. The record is from RefSeq and is a predicted model, not a curated record. Gene Ontology annotation, molecular function: ATPase activator activity. The coding region runs from base 77 to 463 and encodes 128 amino acids. The transcript is spliced from 2 exons. Gene Ontology annotation, biological process: protein import into mitochondrial matrix. Lineage: Eukaryota; Metazoa; Arthropoda; Insecta; Diptera; Drosophilidae. Gene Ontology annotation, cellular component: PAM complex, Tim23 associated import motor.
UCACAUUGUUUUAGUCAACAACAAUCGUAGAAUAUUUCGAAUUUCUCCAUUUCUAUACUCUCAAAUUGACUGUGCUAUGACCACCAAUCCGAAUAUUUCCCUCCCGAAGGCGAGCUCCGUAAUUCUGGCGGGACUUGGAGUGGCCGCCGUGGGCUUCGCCGGGAAGCACCUGAUCCGCCGGAUGCCGCAGAUGACCACCAAAUUCAACGAGGCCCUCAAGAACCUGCCCAAAUUCGAUGCGGAGAGCAUGGCGGCCUCCAAAUACUACAAGGGCGGUUUCGAUCCCAAGAUGAACAAGCGGGAGGCCUCCCUCAUCCUGGGUGUCAGUCCCAGUGCGUCGAAGAUCAAGAUCAAGGACGCUCACAAAAAGAUUAUGUUGCUUAAUCAUCCGGAUCGAGGGGGCUCACCGUACUUGGCGGCCAAGAUCAACGAGGCAAAAGACUUUCUAGACAAAGCCAAGUAGUCAUCCUACCUCCGCCUUGUAGUGCAAAUAAAGUAGUUUGUGAUUAGCAUGUAAGCUGAAGUCUUAUGCGUUUUAUUUACGUUCUUAACGUCUUUCUGUUUAACCAACAGAACAAUUUCAAUGGCUGUACUUUACCUUUACUCUGAACUCAUACAAUUACUUAAAAUUGUAUUGUACCUCAAGGAUUUAUUACACGAAAAGUAGCAGGACUCUUGGAAUUUUUUAAUUACCAUUUAGGUACAUGUAUAUUUGAAUCGUUUCUAGCAAACAAUGUAGACAAUUAAAUUUAAAAGGUAAAUGUGUAUGAAACAGCAA